AUGUUAAUUGGCCAUUUCGUUUCGCAUCUUGGACUCCUACGUCGUUCGCCAUUCCUCUGCUCCCGUCGUUUGUUCUCCGCGUCGCCAAGUGACGUGUUCAGUUUCGGUUACUCUGGUCGUACGGUAACCUUAGAAUUCCGUGGUGUCCCGUCACUUAGCAAGAAGCGAUUAGGGGCAACCGAUUACACGUCCAACAAGCGGCUUGUCGAAGCCGCCGUGUCUGCAGUGCCAUCAUGCGAUCUGGUCGCCGUGGGUGUCGGUUCUCCUGAGUUGGAUGUUAUCAGGCGUUACCUUGAAUUCCAAGAGUCCAAACAGUCCAAAAAUGCAAGUCGCCGUAAAUUCAAAAGCGCGCGUCACCUCUUGAAUGGUUAUCAGCAGUACAUAAAUGUGGUCACUGGCGCGGGUGACGCUGGUAUUAAGGUCGUGGCAAUCGGCCGAAGCAAACGCUCGGAGGCUAUUAGUUUCGGCGAGGCUGCUACCAGUAACAAGCUUGAGUUAUUGCGUCUGCUAUCUCUAUAUCUGCGCAAGGGAGAUGUGUUGAAGGGUUUGUUGCUGAUGGUGUUUUCUGAUUUUGUUUACAGUACCCGAAAUCCGGGAGGACUUCAGGUUAGCCACUCCCGCCAUAUACCAAGCGGUCGUAACUGA
This is a messenger RNA of Babesia ovata, 645 nucleotides long. RefSeq names its product leucine-rich repeat-containing protein 47. The record is from RefSeq and is a predicted model, not a curated record. The transcript has a single exon. Bases 1 to 645 code for a protein of 214 amino acids. Lineage: Eukaryota; Apicomplexa; Aconoidasida; Piroplasmida; Babesiidae.